This is a messenger RNA of Dacryopinax primogenitus, 959 nucleotides long. RefSeq names its product glyoxalase I. The record is from RefSeq and is a predicted model, not a curated record. The transcript is spliced from 6 exons. The coding region runs from base 1 to 483 and encodes 160 amino acids. NCBI's taxonomy places the organism in Eukaryota, Fungi, Basidiomycota, Dacrymycetes, Dacrymycetales, Dacrymycetaceae. Gene Ontology annotation, molecular function: metal ion binding; lactoylglutathione lyase activity.
AUGCCUGCCUCCUCUGAGACCGCCGGUUACCGGUUCAACCACACCAUGAUCCGUAUCAAGGAUCCCAAGGCGUCCCUCCACUUCUACUGCGACGUCCUCGGCAUGGAGCAGAUCGACACCAUGCAGGGCUCGGACUUCACCCUCUACUUCCUCGCCUACGACACCUCCAAGGGCGCAGACUCUGCCGAGGAUAAGGCAAAGUACCGUUCUUCUCGCGAGGGCCUCCUCGAGCUCACGCACAACCACGGAACCGAGUCCGACCCCAACUUCAAGGGGUACGCAUCCGGCAACGCCGAGCCCGGACGGGGCUUUGGCCAUACCUGCAUCUCGACGCCCAACGUUGAGGAGGCGUGUGCGCGUCUUGAGCGCCUGGGUGUCCCGUUCCAGAAGAAGCUGACGGACGGGAGGAUGAAGAACAUCGCUUUUGCUCUGGACCCUGAUGGCUACUGGGUCGAGAUCAUCGGCUACCAGGAAAGGCCCUGAAACGUCCGCUCGGCUCUCUUUCCUCUCUAGGUGCUAAUGGCGCUCGCGUUCUCUUCGCUCGGGUUGGAGGCGUAAUCAAUCUAGGGUGUGAUGUAGCUGAACAGUAUGCGAAAUGGACGAAUUGAAGUGGUUGCGCGGUGUCGUCCGUAAGAUAAGAAGUAUAAGUGGUUAGAGAUACAGUGCAGGCGAUGUUCGUCAGCCUUGCGAGCCGUGUUGAGCUGCACUUGGCAUGCGUGCUGGCCGAUCAGGUCCAGAGACGCAGCAGGGAGAUAUCAUGAAUUCUUCAGACUAUCCUCCUCAGCUUCAACAGGGACAUCCAACCCCACCCUCCUAGCCGUAGCCUUCACCCUCUCCUCCGGGGUCAUAUCAUGCAGCGGGUUAUACCUGACGAGCAAUUCCUCGUAGGACCUCUGGCUGUGAAGGAAGGUGAGCGCGUUGAGAGCAUCUUGUUGCCGCUGGGCUUGGGAGAUUCGGGG